Messenger RNA from Drosophila elegans, 1760 nucleotides. RefSeq lists its product as uncharacterized. Gene Ontology annotation, molecular function: DNA binding. The transcript is spliced from 2 exons. The coding region runs from base 253 to 1287 and encodes 344 amino acids. The record is from RefSeq and is a predicted model, not a curated record. Gene Ontology annotation, cellular component: nucleus; transcription regulator complex. Gene Ontology annotation, biological process: regulation of transcription by RNA polymerase II. NCBI's taxonomy places the organism in Eukaryota, Metazoa, Arthropoda, Insecta, Diptera, Drosophilidae.
AGGCGUAGGGCAGAAUAGCAAGGCGAAGCUGCGAGUUUGCAGCACAAACGGAAAUUAUUUUCCUUUCCAUUUUCUCGGAAGCAAAAGGGCCGAAGCAAGUCACGUUUUUUGGCUCCGGUUUCAAUAUUAAUUGUUUAACCGCUCACACAAUCGCCUAGUUUGUGUGGGCGCGGUGAGUGGUGAAAGUUCGCAUCAGAAAUCGCAAAACAACAAGAGCCUUUUGUGGCAAGCCACGAUUGCUGCUGCAAAGCCAUGAAAUCAGAUAAUUUUCGUCUCAUAGCGGAGGUGGCCAAAAGGCGAUGUCUUUGGGACACCAACAUGUCCAUGGCGUAUCGCAAGGAGGACGGAGCAGCCCAGUGGGCAAUUGUGGCGGAGAUUUUGCAGCAGGAUGUUGUCACCUGCAAGAAGCGUUUUAAGGGCUUAAGGGACAGCUAUCGCGCCGAGAUACGCAAAAUCCAACAGAAACGAAUGGAAAUGUCCCACUGGACAUACUUCCGUUCCCUGGAGUUUAUGCGCCACAUCUUCGAUCCGGAACGUCUGGUGCCAUUUCCUCCGGAGGCCUACGAUUUGGAUGCCGAACAGCCGGAGGAUGACUGCGACACCACCACCCGACUGGUGGACUUUGCCAUCGAUGUGGAUCUGGACGAUGAUGACUCCGUUGACUUUGAGAUCAUUGGGGAUAUAUUUAAGAGGGAAUCCUCGUUGCCACAGGAUUCGGGAUCGGAUGGUGGCUCCCUGAUCAAGCCACUGGACUCAUCCACUGCCCAUCUGUCCGACCAUGAACCGUCGCCCAGAUUGAUAUCCUGCCCACCCAUGCACCUGCAUCUCAAGCCGCCUACGAAGAGGGUUCGUCGCCGAAAGCCCUCAUCUUUGUACGAUGUGUCCAGUUCCAACGGCAAGGCCACAUCAAAUCAUCCUGCCGAAGCGGAUUUGAAAAACGAUUCAGACUACAGCUUCAUGGUGAGCAUGGUGCCGCACGUCAAGACCUUGUCGCCCAUUGGAAACCUCAAGUUUCGCAUGGAGAUGGCCCGGAUUUUGGUGGAACUUCGGAAGGAGGAUCAGCAGGCGCCCCAGGGAAUGGCCGCUGGAGCUGGAGCCGUGGGAUUGCCAAGACUAACGCCCGCUCCCGACUCAAGUUUCACCUCUCAACUGGAUAAUUGCCAGCCCUACUGUAUCUCAAAUUCCAGUUACCUAAAUGGUAGCCCACAAUCCCCAUCCUCCUACGAUUAUGUGGACAGCUCCAUGAUCGAGUGCGAUGUCAAGAUCGAGAACGAAGCCUUGAUCUAAAGAUCGCAAUUCCAGCAUUCUACCAAUUAGCAAUCACCCAAAUUAUCUUACGAUUUUACAUUCAGUUUUCUAAAGAAAACUACACAAAUAUUAUUUCUGGAUUUGUAUGAACAGUACUUCUUAAAUAUAUAUUGAAGUUAUUAAUUCAACAAAUAUGUUUGUAUGUCAUAAGAAAGACGCAUUGUAUUAGACUAAUUUCCAUUUACGCAUUGCCUAAAAUUUUGCCAUUUUAAUAGGAGUUUGAAAAUAAUUUGCAACUGUUAAAGGUAAAACAAUAAACAAUUUUAUAAUUUAAGUUAAUUUUAUUAAAAAUAGGAAGAAAUAAACAUCGAAAAAUCUGAAGGAUGCUGGCGAAUAGAAAAUAUUUAUGUAAAAACUAGAUAGUUAAUACACAUAUUUUAGAGGAUAUUUAAUAUGGUUUCAACAGUCCUAUCGUUUUGGUACCAUUUUAAUAAAUCAUUUGUUUGAAGAAA